This is a messenger RNA of Anarrhichthys ocellatus (wolf-eel), 1416 nucleotides long. It is a transcript of the gene uprt, whose product is annotated as uracil phosphoribosyltransferase (FUR1) homolog (S. cerevisiae). Bases 332 to 1135 code for a protein of 267 amino acids. The record is from RefSeq and is a predicted model, not a curated record. The transcript has 7 exons. Lineage: Eukaryota; Metazoa; Chordata; Actinopteri; Perciformes; Anarhichadidae.
CCGGUCUUUGCCAACGCUCUCAGUGUCAAAGCUAGCAUACGAGCCGCUGCACUUGAUAAUACUUUUUUAACGAAAUAUCAGCCGCUGGUUUGAUUUCAACGCGACGGAACUGAGUACCUAAAGGUCGGUGAACGUGUUGCUGGUGGGCUUUCUCUGUGCGGCAGCUGCGCGACUCCGAGAACCUCACUUCAAAACAGCAGCCGAAGCUAAAAGCAAGAACACGUGGCCUUAUUUUGUCAAACAGCAGUUGAACUGGGUCGCUGGGUCAAGGAAACGCAGGUCUGGCUUUAGCUCCGUUUUAAGCGAAACCCUCUUUGAUCUCGCGCUCAGGAUGCUAUGCCACAAUCAGCAGCUCGACAAUGUGAACAGUGGCCAGGAGCAUCCAAUGAAGCAAGUACGGUUUGCAAACAACAACAACAACAACAGCAGCAGCAGUAGCAGCAGUGGUAGUGAUGUGGCUGCAGUGCUGUCCAACUCUGAACCAUCUGAUGCCACCAAACAGACUGACAUCCCAGAUAACCUGGGACCUCAGCUGAAGCUGCUCCCUCUGAACGACCAGAUCCGUGAAUUACAGACCAUAAUCAGAGACAAGACAACCAGCAGAGGAGACUUUGUGUUUUGCGCUGAUCGACUGAUCAGACUAGUAGUUGAAGAGGGUUUGAAUCAGCUCCCCUACUCGGAGUGCACUGUAACCACUCCAACAGGGUACAAGUAUGAAGGUGUCAAGUUUGAAAGAGGCAACUGUGGAGUCAGCAUAAUGAGGAGUGGUGAGGCCAUGGAGCAGGGUCUCCGGGACUGCUGCCGCUCCAUCCGCAUCGGCAAGAUCCUGAUCCAGAGCGAUGAGGAGACACAGAAAGCCAAGGUCUUCUACGCCAAGUUCCCUCCAGAUGUGUACAGAAGAAAAGUGCUGCUCAUGUACCCCAUCCUUAGUACUGGGAACACCGUGAUCGAGGCAGUGAAGGUGUUGAUAGAGCACGGACUCCAGCCCAGACACAUCAUCCUCCUCAGCCUCUUCUCCACGCCUCAUGGAGCCAAAUCUAUCAUCCAGGAGUUCCCCGAUAUCACCAUCUUGACCACGGAGGUUCAUCCAGUGGCUCCGACACAUUUUGGACAGAGGUACUUUGGCACCGACUGAACGGAGGACAACCUGAGGAACAUGAAAUGGUUUUGACUUUAUUUUGUCUUGUUUAUUUGAAUGUAUCAUGUCCUCCCUGUUGUGCCAAAUAUUGCUACUUUAUCCCUCCGAAGUUCCUUAACUUGAUGCAAAAUGAUUACUCAGAUUUUUAGUAUUUUCUUUGCUGUGUAUUCUCAUGCUAAAGAGAGAAGACAACACUGAACCAUAUAAAGAGUUGAACUUGGAUCAUUUUAUUUGCAUGUUACAACUGGUGUAAAAUAAAGAAUUUAUAUUUGUUAAAA